Trifolium pratense (red clover) is the source of this 2231-nucleotide messenger RNA. Its product is annotated as laccase-7-like. The record is from RefSeq and is a predicted model, not a curated record. The transcript has 6 exons. Gene Ontology annotation, cellular component: apoplast. The coding region runs from base 208 to 1920 and encodes 570 amino acids. Lineage: Eukaryota; Viridiplantae; Streptophyta; Magnoliopsida; Fabales; Fabaceae. Gene Ontology annotation, molecular function: copper ion binding; hydroquinone:oxygen oxidoreductase activity. Gene Ontology annotation, biological process: lignin catabolic process.
AUACCAAAAAUAUUCAAUAAGUAAACUACAAGUGAUUAUGGAAGUAGAGAGCAACACUGAUUUAACUGCAUAAAUAGGAUUCAUAGUGUUGUCUCUAAGCUAAGAACACACAACAAAAUUCACUUUCUCACAACUAUAUUUAAGUGUCAUGAUCAUUUAAUUUCACAUAAAAGUUUAUAUUUCUAUCUUAUUUUUAGUCACUUCAACAUGAAGAUUUUUGAGUUGUGGCUAACAUGGGUUUUUGCUCUAAUUAUAUCUUCUAUGGCUUCUGCUGCUAUUGUGGAACGUACUUUCUUGGUUCAAAACAAGACUGUCACACGAUUGUGCCAUGAACAAGUGAUUGUCACAGUUAAUGGACUUUACCCUGGUCCAAAGUUGGAGGUCACAGAAGGUGACUCUGUUAUUGUUCAUGUAGUCAACAAUUCACCUUACAACGUAACAAUUCAUUGGCACGGAGUAUUCCAGCUAUUUAGUGCAUGGGCAGAUGGUCCUGAAUAUAUAACACAAUGUUCAAUUCGUCCGGGAUAUAAUUUUACGUACAAAUUUAAUGUGACGGAACAAGAAGGAACAAUAUGGUGGCAUGCACACGCAUCAGCUGUACGUGCAACAGUUCACGGUGCUCUUAUCAUUCGUCCUCGUUCGGGUCAAUUUCCAUUUCCCAAACCCUACAAGGAAGUACCAAUAAUACUAGGUGAUUGGUAUGAUGGGAAUGUUGAGGAUCUUAUCAAAAAGGAACUCGAAACAGGCGAUAAAAUAGCAUCCAAUGCUUUCACUAUCAAUGGCUUUCCUGGUGAUCUCUUCAAUUGUUCAAAACAUCAUAUAUACAAGCUGAGAGUGAAGCAAGGAAAGACUUACCUGUUCCGAAUGGUCAACGCUGCACUCAAUAACAACCUUUUCUUCAAGAUUACAAAUCACAAGUUCACAGUUGUAGCUUCGGAUGCCGCAUAUACCGAGCCUUAUGUCACCGACAUACUCGUCAUUGCUGCCGGCCAAAGCGCGGAUGUGCUUUUCACCGCCGACCAACCUAAAAGUUCAUACUACAUGGCUGCAUCACCUUAUGUUGUUGGAGAACCUGUACCACUUUUUGACAAUACAACAACUCGUGGCAUUUUAUAUUAUGAAGGUUACAAAAAAUCAAAAACAAAUCAUAAACUUGUGAUGCCAGCAUUACCAUUACACAACAAUACACCAAUAGCUCACAAAUUUUUCAGCAGCAUAAAGGGCCUUGUAGGGGCACCACAUUGGGUCCCUGUCCCACUUGAAGUCGAUGAACACAUGUUUAUCACAAUUAACAUGGGUUUACAACAUUGUCCUUUAAAUGCUACAUGCACAGGUCCAUUAGGGCAAAAAUUCUCAGCUAGCAUGAACAAUGAGUCGUUUGCGCUUCCAGUUGGAAAAGGGUACUCUAUACAGGAAGCAUAUUUUUACAAUGUGAGUGGUAUAUAUACUACAGACUUCCCAGAUAAUCCUCCGAAAACAUUCAAUUUUGUCGAUCCAAAAAUAUUUUUCGAUGCAAAUGUUACAUUUGUGCCGAAAUCGACUAAGGUGAGGAAAUUCAAGUUCAAUUCAACGGUCGAGGUUGUAUUUCAAAAUACAGCAAUUUUGAAUGCGCAAAGUCAUCCAAUGCACCUUCAUGGUAUGAAUUUUCAUAUUUUGGCUCAAGACUUUGGGAUUUUCAAUCCUGCUACAGAUAGAUUGAAGUAUAAUUUGGUGAACCCUCAAAUUCGGAACACGGUUCCUGUGCCAGUUGCUGGAUGGGCAGCUAUUAGAUUUCGAGCAAACAACCCAGGGGUAUGGUUUUUACAUUGUCAUGUGGAUGAUCAUAAUCUUUGGGGACUAGUCACAGCUUUCAUAGUUGAGAAUGGACCAACACCUCCAACUUCUCUUGGCCCACCACCUGCUGAUUUGCCUAAAUGUUAAUUAGCUACUAUGUGUUAGAUUAAUGUUGUUUGUAUAUGUUACAAAUCAAAGUCAAAGUCUCAUGUAUCAGACUUUUCUUUUCAUUAUUUAAUCAGUCAAACAUUUGAGUUAAAUUUUAUGAAAAAAGUAAGACCUUUAGCCUUUAGUUAGGUGCUAGGAUGCAAGUUUUAAGGUCUUAAAUUGAUGAUAUUAAACUGCAUCAUUUGUAAUAAGUGCAGUAAAAAUGUGAAAUGUUUAUGAUUAACCCACCCUUGUUUAUAAUCAUUUAGUUGAAGAUUCAUUUAGUUGAAGGUCUUCUUUCCAAUCAAUAU